Molecule: messenger RNA, 7845 nt
Organism: Bubalus bubalis (water buffalo)
Lineage: Eukaryota; Metazoa; Chordata; Mammalia; Artiodactyla; Bovidae
Product: ATP-binding cassette sub-family C member 4
Exons: 30
Coding region: 2396-6037 (1213 amino acids)
Biological process (GO): transmembrane transport
Cellular component (GO): plasma membrane
Molecular function (GO): ATP hydrolysis activity; ABC-type transporter activity; ATP binding
Source: RefSeq, a predicted model, not a curated record
UAAAUAUUGAAGAUACAACCUAAUGACUUGAUACACAUAUAUGCUCAGUUGCUAAGUCGCGUCUGACUCUUUGCAACCUAUGGACUAUAAAAACUACUCACCACAGCCAAGGCAAUCAACAUAGCAGUCAAUUCACACCUUAACCAUUUUCCUUUUUUGUUUUUAAUGUUGAGAACUUCCAAGAUCUCUUCUCAUAGAAAAUUGAAAUUUCACAGUACAUAAUUGUUGACUGGAGCCACAUUUCUGUAUACCAGUUCUCCAGAACUUACUUGUGUUUUGUAAUUGAAGCCUAAAGUCAUUAUUAAAAAGGGAAAUUAUCAAAGAAUAGCAACAUGAUCUUGUGAUAAGCUCCACAAAUUUUGACCUUUCUUCAUUUAGGGUGGAAGGGAAGAAAACUGCUGAGCUGGUAAGAUGGCCACACAAAUAGCUACAUACUUAUGGGUAGGAGCCCAACAUUUUGUUCAUUCAGUCCUGCAGUCAUUCAUUCACUCAAAUAACACAUUCUAGGCAGUUUUGAUGCUCACUGUCCAUCCACCAGUGAGACAGUCAUGCUGGACUUGGGCUUGAGUCCAAAUCAGGAGUCAUCAUUUAAUACAUCUUUGAAGACUGUGGAUCAGUGCUGUCCUUGAGCCUCAUCUUUCUCAUCCAUAAAAUAGGGAUAAUACAUUGUUGAAUAGGGUGUUGUUACAGUUAAAAGUAAGGGGAGUUCCCCAGAAAUAUGCAUGACCUGUGUUCUGUAACAUAUGCCACUGUUACUUGUCUAGGCCCUGAGCUCAUGAUGAAAGAAAUCAUGCGACAGCCUCUCUCCCUUCAGAUUUCCCUUUCCCAGUCUAAGAGGGCAGCAACAAGCUCACAGAGGUUCCCUGCACAAUGCAGCAUGUAAGAUGCCAGAAAGCUGCCCCCAUUAACACCAUGCAUUCAUCUUCCAAAAUCAUCUGAGUUCCUCUGACUUUGUUACUUUUCAUUAGGUCUUGCAGCUCUACAAACAUAAUCUGUGCUAAAAACCCUGUUGUUGUCCGAGGUCAAAAAAUCUGUUGGAGUUUGGAGCAAAGAAAGGUUUAUUGAAAGAGUCAAGCAAGGAGUUCAUGCUCAAAAAAAUCCAAACUCCCUGAUGGAUUUCAGGGGAGAGUUUUUGCAGGGAAGGUGAGGGAGAAAGUGCAGUAUAGGUGAUCACCUCCAUCAUUAUUCUCUGAUUGGUUGAUGAUGAGGUAACAGGGUCAUGUCAUGGGGUUUAACAUCUUCAGUCCUCAGGCUCCAGCUGGUGUGGGGGCUCCCUGCUCGUGGUCGUCAUGCAGUUAACUUCUUCCAUCUGGUGAGGGUUUUAGUAUCUGUAGAAUAACUCAGGAAUGUGCAUCAGACACUGUCAUCUAUAUGAUCUAAAUCCUUCAGGGACUAAAGAUUUUGUGAUUGCUAUAUGGCUGAUCUAUUGUUUAAUAUUUUGUUGUUGUUGUUACUACACAUUCACAUUCUUUCAAUCAUUAAUUCUUGAGCCAGCCUUCUGUGGUUCAGAGGAGGCCUGGGAGAUUAAAGCUUUUCUCCAAGCAAGAGGGGCUUCCCAGGUGGUUCAGUGGUAAAGAAUCCACCUGCCAAUACAAAGAGAAGCAGGAUGCAGGCUAGAUUCAUGGUUCAGGAAGAUCCCCUGGAGGAGGAAAUGGCAACCCACUCCAGUAUUCUUGCCUAGAUAAUCCCAUGGACAGAGGAGUCUGGUGGGCUACAGUCCAUGUGGUCGCAAAGAGUCGGACAGGGCUGAGUGACUGAGCACAACAUGCACAAACAGUAGGCAGGCAGAGGGCAUGGGGUGGGGUGGGAUCUAUCUCAGGAAGGUCCCACAAGGUCCUUGCUCCAUAACAGCUUGACACCCUCCUGUAGCACCCUUAUUUGGUCUUGAUGAGGGCAGAGUGCCCAGAGCGCAGACUGCUAUCUCCUUGUGCCAGCUUUCUCCUGGUCUUCACCACAGCUAAGGGGCGGUUCUCAUGUAGCCUGCCCCUCCCUCUCCUUCUUCUGGGUGGGGGCCUGGGCUCAGGGCGCGCCCUUUGGUAGCAUUUGCAGCCCGGUGCCCAAACGUAGGCGCCUCUGUCCCGUGCCUUGGGUGCCGCACUUUCCCUAAGUGGCUCCAUCAAGUGCGCCUGCAGCCUCGCCUCAACAACUGCGCGGCCCCGGGCAGAGUCCGCCUGGCUGCCCCUUGGUCCUGCUGCCCCCACCGCUCCCGACUCCAGGCCCCAGGGGCAGAGGCGCGGGCGGCCCCCCGGUGCUCCACUCCUUGAAGCAGGUAGUUCUGUCUCCCCAAGAGAGGACCGCGCUGUGUCUGAGCCUCAGCCUCCUCGCCGGCGCCUCCAGGAGCAGCUCCAUCACCAGAGCAGCGUGACCCAGGCCCGCGGCAGCCCCCGCCGGCAAGAUGCGGAAGCCCAACCCUCUGCACGACGCGAACUUCUGCUCGCGCCUGUUCUUCUGUUGGCUAAACCCCUUGUUUAAAAUUGGUUACAAAAGAAGAUUAGAAGAAGAUGACAUGUACUCCGUGCUUCCGGAAGAUCGCUCCCAGCACCUUGGAGAAGAACUACAAGGGUACUGGGAUCAAGAAGUUUUGAGAGCUGAGAAAGAUGCGCGGGAGCCUUCUUUAGUGAAAGCAAUCUUCAAGUGUCACUGGAAAUCCUAUUUAGUUUUGGGAAUUUUUAUACUUCUUGAGAAAGGCAUCAGAGUCAUUCAGCCCAUAUUUUUGGGGAAAAUGAUUAAUUAUGUUGAAAACUCAAAUCAAACGGAUUCUGCCGCUUUGCAUGAAGCCUAUGGCUACGCGGCAGGGCUGAGCGCCAGCGUGCUCGUGUGGGCUGUUCUGCACCACUUGUACUUCUAUCACAUUCAGCGUGUGGGAAUGAGGCUGAGAGUAGCCCUGUGCCAUAUGAUCUACCGCAAGGUACUUCAUCUGAGUAGCUUGGCCAUGGGGAAGACCACCACAGGCCAGAUAGUCAACCUGCUGUCUAAUGAUGUGAACAGGUUUGAUCAGAUAACAAUGUUCUUGCACUAUGUGUGGGUGGGGCCACUGCAGGCAAUUGCAGUGACUGCCCUGCUCUGGAUGGAAACAGGAAUAUCGUGUCUUGCUGGGAUGGCGGUUCUCAUUUUCCUUCUGCUGUUGCAAAGCUGCUUUGGGAUGUGGUUUUCAUCACUCCGGAGUAAGACUGCAGCUCUCACAGACGACAGGAUCAGGACCAUGAGUGAAUUUAUAAGUGGCAUCAAAUCAGUAAAAAUGAAUGCUUGGGAAAAGUCACUUAUAGACCUUAUUACCAGAUUGAGAAGGAAGGAAAUUUCCAAGAUUCUGCAAAGUUCCUAUCUUAGAGGAAUGAAUCUGGCAUCAUUUUUUGCUGUAACCAAAAUCAUGAUUUUUGUCACCUUCGUCACCAAUAUGGCUCUCGAAAGGGUGAUUACAGCCAGCCAAGUGUUUGUGGUGGUGACGCUGUUUGAGGCUCUGCGGUUUACGAGCACCCUCUACUUCCCCAUGGCCAUCGAGAAGGUGUCAGAGGCCAUCAUCAGUAUCCGAAGAAUCAAGACCUUUUUGUUACUUGAUGAGAUAUCACAGCUCACCACUCAACUGCCAUCAGAUGAUAAAACAAUCGUGCACAUGAAAGAUUUUACUGCUUUUUGGGAUAAGGAAUCAGAAACCCCAACCCUACAAGGCCUUUCGUUUACUGUCAGACCUGGUGAACUGUUAGUUGUGGUUGGACCUGUGGGAGCAGGAAAGUCGUCACUGUUACGUGCUCUGCUGGGGGAGCUGCCCCCGAGCCAGGGACAGGUCAGCGUGCAUGGGAGAAUCAUGUAUGUUUCUCAGCAGCCUUGGGUGUUCUCAGGAACUGUGAGGAGUAACAUUUUAUUUGGGAAGAAGUAUGAAGAAGAACGAUAUGAAAAAGUAAUAAAGGCUUGUGCUUUGAAAGAGGAUUUACAGCUUUUGAAGGAAAAUGAUCUAACUGAGAUAGGAGACCGGGGAACCCCGCUGAGUGAAGGACAGAAAGCACGGGUCAGCCUCGCCAGAGCCGUGUAUCAGGAUGCAGACGUCUACCUCCUGGAUGAUCCACUGAGCACAGUGGAUGCAGGAGUCAGCAGGCACUUGUUCGAACAGUGUAUUUGUCAGGCCUUGAAGGAGAAGAUCACAAUCUUAGUGACUCAUCAGCUGCAGUACCUAAAGGAUGCAAGUCAGAUUCUGAUACUGAAAGACACUGAAAAUAUACAAGUUACAUUACCACUGGAGGACCGUUCUGUUGGAAGAGUUGGUUUUAAGACCUAUGAGAAUUAUUUCACAGCCGGUACUCACUGGUUUAUCAUCAUUUUCCUUAUUCUAGUGAACAUCACAGCUCAGGUUGCCUAUGUCCUGCAGGACUGGUGGCUUGCAUACUGGGCAAAUGGACAGAGUACCCUAUAUGUCAUGGAAUAUGGAAAAGGAAGGGUAAUUGAGAUACCUGAUCCUGAUUGGUACUUAACAGUUCACUCAGUUCUAACCAUAGGUAUCAUCCUUUUUGGCAUCACAAGAUCUUUGUUGAUAUUGUACGUCCUUGUUAAUUCUUCACAAACUUUGCACAACAAAAUGUUGGAGUCCAUUUUCAGAGCGCCAAUGCUGUUCUUCGAUAGAAAUCCAAUAGGAAGAAUUUUGAAUCGUUUCUCUAAAGACAUUGGCCAUAUGGAUGACUUGCUGCCCCUGACAUUUCUUGAGUUCAUCCAGACAUUUCUACUUGUGAUUGGCGUGGUGGGUGUGAUGGUGGCUGCAAUUCCCUGGAUCGCUAUACCUGUCAUUCCCCUUGGCAUCAUUGUCUUUGCUCUCCGGCGAUAUUUCUUAGAGACAUCACGAGAUGUGAAACGCCUGGAAUGUACAACUCGGAGCCCAGUGUUUUCCCACUUAGCAUCUUCUCUCCGGGGACUCUGGACCAUCCGGGCAUACAAAGCUGAACAGAAAUUUCAGAAACUGUUUGAUGCAUACCAGGAUUUGCAUUCAGAGGCUUGGUUCCUGCUUCUGACGACGUCCCGAUGGCUCGCUGUGUAUCUGGAUGUCAUCUGUGCCAUCUUUGUUACUGUUGUUGCCUUUGGGGCCCUGAUUCUGGUAGAAUCCUUGGAUCUCGGGCAGGUUGGCCUGGUCCUGUCUCUCUCUCUCGUACUCACGGGGAUGUUCCAGUGGUGCGUCAGGCAAAGUGCUGAAGUUGAGAACAUGAUGAUAUCAGUAGAAAGGGUAAUUGAAUAUACAGACCUCGAGAAAGAAGCACCCUGGGAACUUGAGUAUCGUCCACCACCAUUCUGGCCCCCAGACGGAAGGAUUUCCUUUUUCAGUGUGAACUUCAGAUAUAACUUGGACAGUCCUCUGGUAUUGAGGAACCUGGAAACAUCCAUUUACUCAAGAGAAAAGUAUGGCAUCGUGGGAAGAACAGGAACUGGAAAAAGUUCCCUCAUUGCUGCCCUUUUUCGAUUGUCAGAACCUGAAGGUGGCAUUUAUAUUGAUGGAAUCUUGACAACACGUAUUGGACUGCACGAUUUAAGGAAGAAAUUGUCAGUUGCACUUCAGGAACCUGUUUUAUUCACUGGAACAAUGAGGGAAAAUCUGGAUCCCUUUAAUGAGCAUACGGAUAAUGAACUGUGGAAUGCCUUAGAAGAGGUACAACUCAAAGAAUCCAUCGAAGGUCUUCCUGCUAAAAUGAAUACUGAAUUAGCAGAAUCUGGAUUGAACUUGAGUGCUGGUCAGAAACAACUGCUGUGCCUUGCCAGGGCUCUUCUCAGGAAGAAUCAGAUAUUGAUUCUUGACAAAGCCACAUCAUACGUGGAUCCAAGAACUGAUGAGUUAAUACAAAAAAGAAUUCGUGAGAGAUUUGCCCAGUGCACUGUGCUGACCAUUGCACACAGGUUGAGAAACAUUAUUGACUGUGAAUGGAUAAUGGUGUUGGAUUCAGGGACAUGGAAAGAACAUAAUCAGCCAAAUAAUUUGCUGCAAGAUGAAAACAGCCUAUUUUACAAAAUGGUGCAACAACUGGGUGAGGCGAAGGCUGCUGUCCUCAGUAAAAUGGCAAAAUAGGUGUACUUCAAAAGGAAAGAGCCAGAUAUGACUCACAGUGACCAUGUGGUUAUGAAUGUUUCCAGUGGACAGCCCUCAGCCUUCACAAUUUUUGAGUCAACACUGUGAUUCUCCCAUGAGUUUAUGUCUAUUCCAAAGGCUUUUUUCCAAUAGGUUUUGCACUGCAUAAACUAUAUUCUACUUUUUUUUUUUACACCAGCAACAAAUAUUUACACAUUACAAAAUGUGAGUUCUCCAACCUCAAUGAUUUCAAUCUCUUGAAAAAGGAUUUAUGAUGUUUAUUUAAAUGUUAUAUUACUUGCUUUCUUAUCCAAAUCAGAGGUGCAGGCCACCAAUAAAAGCUGUCUCCCAGCUUUUGUGUCUUGAGAGACUCCAGAGCCAAACUCAUUUUCUAAGAUUUGAGACAAAGUUGUCACAGAUGUUUUUUUACUGUUCCCAGAAUUACAUAUUACUUUCCAAUUAUAUCAGGGAUUCUGUUUAUUUGAAGACUGUGUGAAGUUACUGUUUUGUGUCCACUUCCUUUAACAUGACUAGGAUCCAUUUUUCCACCAAAAGACCUCUGGUUAAAAUACUAUAGAGAAAACUGAUAGGAUAAACAUACAAUAUACUAUAGUUUAAGUAACCAAAAAAAAAAAAAAAAAAGUUAUAUGGUUAAAUACAGAAGGACAAUAUCAUAUGUUCUGAAAGAGAAGGAAGAGAAAAUAUGCUUUCUUAAAAUAGGAGCCCUUCUAGGGGAUUUGUUAAUGAAGGACAGAUGUGUGCUAUACUGUCUUCUAGAUAGAGGAUUUUAUUUUAUUUUUUUUUUACAUUACAAAUUGUGGUAAAGUAUAUAUAACAUAAGGCUUCCCUGGUGGCACAGAGGUUAAAUAAAUUUUGCCAUAUAACCAUUUUCAGUCCCAUAAUCCAGUGGCAUUAAUCACAUUCAUAGUAUUGUGAAGCCACAUUGUCUGGGUAACUUUUGGUAAUUAUGUGCUUCCUCUUCAGUGUGUUAUUUCUGCAGAGUCAUUUUGAUAAGUUUCAUUUUUCUAGGAGGAAUCUGUUUCCUGUGAGUUUUGAGCUUGACUGGCAUAAAUUUAUUCACAAUGUCGUAUAUGUUUAAUCUCUGCAGCAUCUCUAACUGUGUUCUUUUGGCUUUUUAAUUUUAUUUUAGCCUUCUUUUUUAUGAAUUAUCUUGCAUAACUUUUUCAUGUUUUCAAAGAAUCACCUUUCUGCUGGAUUGAUGCUCUCUUUUCCCCCUAGUUCAUCAUAUGAUUCUUUCCUUCAACUUUUCCUCAACUUUGAGGUUUUUCCUCUAAAUUCUUAAAUGGAAAAGAGAUUAACAUCAUUAUUUUUCUAACAUAAAUAUAUAAAGCUGACUUUUCCCCCUAAAAUCCACUUUAGCUACAAUCUGCAAGUUUUGGUACUCACCACCGUCAAUAGCCAUAGUAUUAUGUAUUUUCUAAUUCCUAAUUUAAUUCAUUAACUAUAUCUUUUACCCAUGAGGUAUUCAUAAGUAUAAUGUUCUCUAAAUUUCAAAUGCUAAUGGAUUUUUUUAUUAGAUUCAGCCAUGUGGAACUGCUAACAUUCAAUCUUUUUAUAAGCUAUAAAGUAGCAGUUUCAUAUGGUUCAACAUAUAGUUUUCUUUUGUUAGUAAUAUAUAACUUAAUUUCAUUUGGUCAAACAAUAUUAGAUUGUGAAUUUUAAACCAAAGGUAACCACAUUCACACUAAAGGUCCUUGUUUCUAUCAUUUUGUAUUUUAUUGGGGGUUUUUAAAAUGUUAUGAGUACAUGUGUAACCAGUAAUUUUCAAUAAAAGUCCUCCCCGAAUA